Messenger RNA from Gymnodraco acuticeps, 15077 nucleotides. Its product is annotated as golgin subfamily B member 1-like. Gene Ontology annotation, cellular component: Golgi apparatus. NCBI's taxonomy places the organism in Eukaryota, Metazoa, Chordata, Actinopteri, Perciformes, Bathydraconidae. The record is from RefSeq and is a predicted model, not a curated record.
GGAGGAGGAGGAGGAGGAGGAGGAGGAGGUGAAGAGGUUCCUGUCGAGGAAAUGGCGGAGCGUCUCUCCCAAACAGAGCUGCUGGUCACUCAGCUGAAGGAGAUGAUCCGAGAGAAAGACGCCUCACUCCGCUCCAAAGACGACCAACUAAAGGUGGAGAAGGAGGCCUGUGAAUCCAAACUGUCGAAGCUGCGCCUGCAGAGCAAAGCGAAGGUGACGUCUCUUAACGCUCAGCUGGAGGAGCUGAAGAAACAACAUGGAGGCCAGGGAACGCCAACACACGGCAAAAAGGGCUCGUCAGAAGGAGAGCAGGCGAGUCGAGGGAAGAUCGUCCUGCUGAAGAAGAAAGUGGAGGAACUGGAACAUCAGCUUGCAAAAAGACAGGAGGAACUGGAGAAAAAGAGUAAGGAGGUGGAGUUUCAGCGGCAGCGAGGCGAGGAAAUCGACAUGAUGCUGACGGAAAAGGACAGGAAGCUGGCAGAAAAAGAGGCGUACAUCGUUCACCUGCAGUCUGCUCUGUCAGGAGAUCAGCCCAUCACACCUGCACCACAACAACAGGUGUCGGAGGAGGGCGGGGCGAUGCAGGAUCUGCAGCUGCUGGUGCAGAGCCUCACCAGGAAGGUGGGGGAGGCGGAGGAGCGCUACAGUCUCCUUCAGGAGCAGAGAGACAGCUUCAGAGAGCUGCUGGACUCAGAGAAGGAGCAGUACACUGAGAAGGAGAACAUGUUCAAACAGAACAUCCAGACCUUCAAAGACAUCAUCAUUCAGAAAGAUAACCUGCUGACGGAGAUCAACCAGAUCCACGAGCAGGAGCUCUUUAAGCUGGCAGCAAAAUCUGACGCCAGCGCAGACAUAGAGCAGCUUUUGAAGGCUCUCAAACAGAAGCUCUAUGAGAAGGAGGAGGUGCUGCUGGGAAAAACUCAGGUCAUCGAUGUCCUCCAGCAGGAAGUGGACGGCAGGGACCAACAGAUAAAGGAGCUCACGGAGCGUCUCCGCCGGCUGCACGUGGAACGAGAGAGUCUGGAGUCCAAGAUGGAGGCGGAGAAGCACGUGAUGCGAGCGCAGCUGCGAGACCUGAUGGAGAAGCAGCAGGCGGAGGUGCAGCGAGUGAAGGAGGAGCUCCAGGAGCAGAUGGAGCAGAAGCAGCAGGAGAUCAGGAGGUCUGCUGCACCUCCUACUCACAGAGAGGAGGAGGAAACAGGAAGUGAUUCAGCCUCCAAUCAGAGGAUAGCAGAGCUGGAAGGCCGAGCCAAGAAGAAGACGGAUGAGGCGAGCAGAUCGGAGACAAAGUUCCUGAAGAUGAAAGCCUGGUCCAAAACUCGGAUCAGGCAGUUGGAGGAGGAGCUGAAGAAAAGCCAGGCGGGAGGUGCGCCCCCGGACCUGAACGCCCUGCGGAGUCGCAUCACAGCGCUGGAGGAGGAGAGGGAGGAGAACCUCUGGAAGGUGGAGCAGUACGAGGAGCUCAAAGCUAAGAACGAAACGCUGGAGGCUAAGCUGGAGGUGUACGAGGAGCAGCAGAGGACCCUACAGGCCGACCUGGAGCAGUUCACCAAGAGGACGGCCUCUCAGGCGAGUGAGUCGGGCAGCGCGGACGACACUCAGAGUCACGUUCUGGAGUGGCAGGAGAUGGUUUCUGAUGCCGUCAGCGCCAGAGACCGGGCCAAAGAGGAGAAGGCUGCCAUGGUGCUGCGGAUCAGCCACAUGGAGGAGGAGAGGGAGGCACUGGCCAGCCGGCAGCAGGAGUUGGAGGAGGAGCUGACUCAAGCUCGGGGUCUCGGCCAACAUCGGAGCAAGAAGCUCUUGACCCCCGCUCAACGGAGCCUGCAGGAGGAUUUUGAGUUUGACGGGCAGACCCCCUUCCAGGACCCUCACGGUCCUUCGGAGAGCACCACCCAGAUGGAGGGAGAGAACAUGGGAGGUUGGUGGCCCGAGUUCAGUUCUCCUGACACAGACGGUCUGCGCUCCGUUGUGGAGGAGCUGGAGCUGGAGAGGAACCAGCUGCAGGAGCAGAUCCUGAGUCUGGAGGAGCGCUGCCAACAUCUGGAGGACCGACUGCAGCUGCAAGCUCGCAUCGAGACGCUUCAGAACGAGUCGGAGAGACUUCAGAGCCAGCUGUCCAGCGUCCGGAGUCAACAGAGCCGAGACGCAGAGAAACAUCAGCUGCUGGUGAGCAGCCUCAACGAGCAGCUCAAAGGACUGAGCAACACGCAGGAGUGUCUGGAAAGCUCGCUCAUCGAGAAGGAGAACACGCUGGCCAAGACGUCGGAGAAACUGGAGCUCAUCAACGGCCUGCGAGAAUCUCUGAGUGACAAAGAAACUCAGUACAAAGACGUUUCUGACAAGCUCCUCCAGACUGAGCUCACCCUGGAGAAUGUUUCUCAGAAGGGCGGCGUCUCAGAGAAACAGUGCUCAGAGCUGAAGUCAGAAGUGAUUGACGUCACUCAGAAGCUGAGCGUGUUAAAGGAGAAGGCCCAAAAGCAGGAAGUCACCAUCGAAACUCUACAAUCUGAGCUCGAUCAGACCAACGAGGAGCUGGACAAACUAAAUUCCGCCCACUUAGAAGAACGAGCCCAACUCAUUCAUGACCUUCAGAGCUGUGAGCGGGAAAUCGACAGACUUAAAGAUGUCGUAUUGGAGAAGGACGAAGAGAUAUCAACGCUCUCCGGUAACAUGGCGGAGUACGCGGAGCAGGUCACGAUGAUGAAGCAAGACAUCAAACUCAAAGACGAGACCCUGGUCCGUGUGGAAACUGCUCUGAGUAAAGUAGAGCGGGAAGCCAUGAUUCUCAGAGAGUCGCAGACUUCAGAGCAGAAAGAUCUGGAUGGAAAGAUCACAGAGCUGGUGGAGAAACUCAAAGACACUGAGAUGGAGCUGCUUAACGCUAAAAAGGAAAGCGAGUGUAAGGUGACUGAAGUGGAACAUCUGAUAAGGCAAACUGAAGAAGAUAAAAAAACCAUUCAGGACCUUCGAGGGGAGAUCCAGAAGCAGAUCGUGAGCCAGCGUAACCAUCUUACUGAAUGUGAAACGCAUAUCGCUUCACUUCAGGAGCAGCUGACUUUAUCCACACAAAAGCAGCAGGAAUCAGAAGCACUCCUUCUGCAGCUCAAAGACAAAAACACCAGCAGCGAGCAGAUACAGCAGCAGCUUAAUGACAAGGAGCAAACGUAUGAGAAAGAACUGAAAUCGUCCAAGGAGGAACAGAACAAACUCUUGGCUCAGGUGGAGAAAUACAAUCACGAAAUGCAGACGUUGUCCAACCAGUUAGAGGUGCAGGUACAGAGUGAGGAGCACAUCAAAAAGGACAUACAGGAGAAACUGGAAACCAUAGCAACACUGGAAAACAAACUGAAGAGCACAGAUAAUCAGGCUGAGGAGGAGAGGCAGAACUUCAACACUGAGAUGCAAAACCGUGACUCAGAAAAGGAGAAACUGAGCAAUGAACUCGAAAGCAAAUCUGAAAAUAUCUCCAAACUCAGAGGUCUAUUAAAAACCAUGAAGACGGAGAAAAAGCAGCUGCAAGAUAAACUCAAAGGGCUAACAGAGGAGCUGGAGCUACAGAAGCAGAAUGCAAAUGAACUGAAUGGAAAGGUCACGUCUGCUCUUGAACUCAACAGCAGUCUUGAGAAGCAGGUAGAUUGCCUUACGAAAGAGAAAGAGAGACUUGACAUGGAAGUAACGGAAAGCGUAAAAAGUAUUUCCGAAGUCUCACUUGAAAAGGAUUCCUUGCAAGCCAAAGUAUCCGCAUUGGAAACUCAGCAUUCACAAAACAACGCAAUAAUUGAAGAGCUACAAAGGGCUAAAGAAGAUUUGACUCAUCGCAGAAAUGAGUUGAAUAAAGUUCUUGAGCAAAGCACGCACUCAACCUCAGAGGUCCUCUUAGCGAAAACAAAUGAAUGUAGUAAUCUCAGCCAGUUACUCAGGGAAAGGGAGGACAAGGUGACACAUCUGCAGGAAGAAGUACAACGUGUAUCUUCUAAGGUAGAGCAGCUUCAGCAGGACAUGGCAGAAAAAGACCAGGUUGUAAUAGAGCAUCGAGCGCAGAUAGAAACCCAACAAAACCAGCAAACACAACUUCAGGAAACUGUUUCUCUGCUGCGAGAACAGGAGAAAGGUCUGAAGUCUGGCUUAAUGGAGAAGGAUACGAUAUUACAAGAGAAACAGGAAGGGUACGACAGUUUGCAGAGUGAAAUUACACAACAGAAAGAUAUUGUUUCUAAGCUACAAGCAGAAGCUGAAUCACAAAAUGUGGACCACUUAAAGCUUCGCACGCAGAUUGAAGAGAAAGAAGGGAAGUUGAAACAAAUGACGCAGCAGUGUCAAAAACAAAAAGACAAAGUCAACGAUGCUAACAAAUCUGUUAAGUCUCUGAGUGAACAAAUCCGUGUCCUGGAAGAAAAGGCCGGACAGCUCGAAGCUGAAGCUGAACGCAGGCAAAUGGAGAUAGCUAGCUUAAACGGCAACAUCCAGGCAAUACGUGAGGAAAACCAGCAACUCCGUGCCGCUUGUGAAAGCAGAGAAAUGCAGCUUUCUCAGCAAACACAACUUCUAUCUGAACUUGAUGGACGCCUUAAAGCGACUCUUGAACAGAACUCCAGUUUUAGCGUACAGAUUAGCAGCCUAACAGAAAACAAUCAGAGACUACAAGAGGAGUUAGCGCAGAACAUCAAAUCUGUUUCUGAGCUAGCCACUGAGAGGAAGUCACUCCAAGAACAAAUCUCUGGGCUUCAAAGUCAAAUCUCGGAGAAGCAGAAGAUUAUUGAAGAGGUGUUGAAUGAAAAGGAGAUGCUUACUGUUGCAGGAGAUGAAUUAAAAAAGAUCCUGCGGGAAAGCGAAACGUCGAGCUCUGCAGGUUUGCUGGAGAAAACGAGUGAAUGUGCCAAUCUGUUGAAAACGUUAAGGCAGAGAGAAGGACAACUUCAAAGUCUAGAAGAGCAACUCGAUGCCUUUAAGAAGCAAGUCAGUCAGCAAAGUUCACAGUUGGACGCUCAGCAGGACCAACUGCUGCAACUUCAGGAUACGAUAUCAAUGCUUCAGGAACAAGGAUCUGUCCUCAAGUCAGGGCUGAUGGAGAAAGACAAGAUGUUGCAGCAGAAAGCAGAGGAGAGUAGUUUCUAUCAGAAUGAAGUUGUGCAACAGAAAGCCUUAAUAUCACAGGUGCAGGGUGAGUUCGAGUCACUCAGGCAAGAGUGCUCGGAGGCGAAACAGCAGAUAGAGCAAAAAGAAAAGACUUUAUAUAACCAGAAAGACGAGCUGGACAAACGAAGCGAGUCGGUGAUCUCGCUCAGCGGUCAGCUCGGUGCCGUGAACCAGAGCGCUGCAGAGGCAGAGGUUGAGAUUACAAACCUAAAGCGUGCCGUAGAGAAACUCACUGCAGAAAACGGUCAGAAAGAGGAGCAGAGGAAAGCAGAGAUCAUCGAUUGUAACGAUAACAUUCAAGCACUGAAUGAGCAGAAUACAAGAUUGAAAUCUGAGUUUCAGAAAACAGUGGCAGAGUUGUCCAAAGCACAGGACGAGGUGACACAUUUCAAAACAGCCGUCUGGGAUGUGGACAACAAACUUAAAACUGUAGACUCGGAAAAAGAUAGGCUUAAUUUGGCAAUGCAAGAAAAACAUGAUUUGAUCCAGAAACUCAACAGUAGGAUUAGUGAGCAGGAGGAGCAGCUGAAACGGAACGAAGACAACAAUGUCAGUUUAAAAGCAAAGGUUUCAGAGCUUGAAGAAUCUGUGUUUAGACUCAGAGGUGAAGUCGAUAGUCUUUCUUCAGAGUCUUCUAUCCUGAAAACUACUUUGGAGAAAAAAGAACAAUCAAGUCUUGAAUAUCAAAGUAGUUCUUCAGCUGCCGUCGAAAACCUCAACUCAAGUCUACAAACCAAAGAGGUGGAGUGUGAGAGCUUGAAAGAAAAGAUGUCCCACCUUGGGGAAUCGAUCACAAAGCUCAACAGCACCCUCCAAGUUCAGAUGUCUGAAGCAAAACAUCUGAGAAAGGCCUUGGGAAAAAAAGAGUCCGCUCUUCAGGAACAAUCAAAGACCCUUCAGGAAAUCCAGAGACGAUCCGAUGAAGCUUUGCUCUUCAAAUCUCAGUUCAUGGAAAGCACAGGCUUGGUGUCACAGCUACAGAAUCAAAUCCAACUGCUGUCCACCGAGUCUGCAAACCUCAGACAAUCAGCAGAAGAAACACAAAGUGCCUUUAACAACCUACAAGAGAAGUAUGCAGCUAACUUAGAGGAGCUGCAGGAUGUGAGACAGCAAGUGUCCCAAAGGACUGAUGAGGUGUUAAACCUUCGGAGGUUAUUGGACGAACAUCAGACGGCAAAGACGAUGGUAGAAACUCUGAGAAAUGAUUUAUCUGAGACGCAUCACAAACUCCAGAAAACAGAAGAGUUUAACUCCAUUCUGUCAAACGAAAAGGACGAGGCGUUUGCUUCUCAUCAAGCAAGCGUUUCACUGCUGACCGUCGAAAUAGACAGACUCAAAUCACAACAUCUUCAAGUCGUGUUACAGAUGAAUGCUCUCACAGAAAACGUUGAGCAGAGGGAAAUGGCUCUCCAUGCGAUUAACAGUCAGUACACAUCGCAGGCCAAACACGCAUCCCAGCUGGUGUCGGAAAUGCAGAAACUAGAACAGCAGAAUAAGAGGCUAAAUGAGGAGAUUAGUUUGUCAAAGAACGAGCACCAGAAGCUUCUUACGGCCGUCAGUAAUGAAAACACACAUUUACAGGAGGAGGUUAGGAAACAUCUAGCAGAGAAGGAGGGGCUGGAAAGGAGUCAUCAUCAAAUAUUGGCCUCCCAGGUUCAAAUGGAGCAGCAGUCCAGCAGCACAAAGGAGAAAAUGACGUCCGAGAAGGAGAGCCUUCAAGCUAAGGUUAGUGCCAAAGAUGAGGAAGUUUCUCAAUUAAAAGAAAACAUUCACAGGAUCGAGCAAAUUCUGCAGGAUUCUGAGCAAGAGUGGCUCUUAGUUUUGGAUAAAGAGAAACAGGAUAGGAACAUACUCGCAGAACAAUUGCAAAGUGUUGAAAAUGAAAUGAAGUCUAAAGAUGUUAAAGUUAAUGCUCUGAAAGGAGACCUGGACAGUUUGCAGGAGAAACUAGCAGAGGCUUCAUCUGCGAUUAGGCAGGGGUCUGAUCAACUGCGCGCCAAAGAGCUGGAGGCAGCAGCAUCCAGGAUCCAACUGGAGAAGGUUUUAGCUUCGUUCCAGGAAAAGGAUAAUGACAAUGAUAAUUUGCAACAGGCUCUAAAAGCGGCAGAACAUGAGUUACACAAACUUGUAGUGAUCAGGAAUGGUACCAACACAGAUUUGUUAGCUAAAGGAUCAGCAGAUUUAGGGACAGAAAAGGCCUCUUUAAAGGACAUGAUUACACAAUUACAAGAAAGUCACCAGUCGGAGGUAGCUGCUCUGAAACAUGAGUUGGAUAACACCGUGACACAAUUACAAAACACCCAGAACACACUUGAGAAAGGAGAGAGGAGUAAUGAAGAAAAGGGUCAACAAAUGUCACUUUUGCAAGAGAUGGUCGAGCAUCUACAGACAAGGCUCAACGCUGAGUCAGAGAAAGUGAAAGAAGCUUCUGUCAAACACUCGUCUCUACACUUUGAAUCACAAGAGAAAUAUGAGCAGAUCAACUGUUUGAGCAUUCAGAUAAGUCAGCAGAAGGAGCUUCUUGCUGGACUCAGUCAGCAGUUAAGGGAUAAAGACGCAUCCAUCGCCCAACUCAUAGAAUCAGCCUCAAAUGAAAGGGUGAAACUCGGUGAGGAAAAAUCAUCUCUAACGGCACAAUUGGAAAGCAUGGAGCGGGAACACAACACCUCCAUGAAGAAGCUUGAAGAGAUGUCUCAGCAGUUAGAGGAACAGAUUUCAAGCUCUCACAGUGAAAUAGACACCAUGAGUGCAGAGAAGAUCGAGCUGAUUAAGAAAAACGACGAUCUAAAGAGUGAACUAGCCAAGGUGUCUAAAGAGAAAGACGCAGCGAAGAAGAAGCUCCAAGCUGCUCUCGUUGUGAGAAAGGAUCUGAUGAAGAAAAUCGAGCGAUAUGAAAGCCAGAAAGAAGAGAGUGAAAACAUUAAAACGGAGGUUUCACUUUUACAGGAUAAAUUACAGGAAGUAAAUAAUCAAGUCCAGGCGUCUGCUCAGAUAUAUGAAGAACAUGUGUCAGUUCUUGAAAAGAGACUUCUUGAGAAAGAAGGAGAGAUUCUUGAACACAAACUUGGAAGUGAAAGACUUGUGGAACAAUUACAGUCGGAAAAACAAGUCUUGAAAGCCACACUCAACGAGAAAGAACUUUGUUUGUCAGAAACUUUGCAAACGCUGAAUGAGAAAAGCUCUCUGCUGGAGAAGCUGCAGUCCACUGCUUCAGAGAGGGAGGAAGCAUUCGACCAAGAGAAGACAAGCUGGGUGCAAAAAUUAGAAGACCUUCAAAAUGAAAUAAAGACAUAUCAAGAUGAGAUAAAGGUCAGAUCGUCCUCCACAUCUACUGCUGUUGAUUUAGAGAAUGAGCUUGCUCAAAUCAAGCUUGAAAAGGCAAAGCUACAGAAAAAGGCUCAGGCUGCCUUGCUGGCACGCAAAGAGACCCUGAAGAAAGCUCAAGAAAGUGAAAAUAAAUUAACUCAAGAGCUAGCCGAACUGAAAGACGACUACAAGGCUCUCCUGGAGCAGCGCUGUCAGCAGACCAAUGAGUUAAACGCCGUCCAGUUAGACUUCGACGAGAAGGUCAGGGAACUGGAGGAGCUCCAUAAUAACUCUGUGUCUGAUCUAGAUGAGCUUAAAACCUUAAGACAGCUUGUCGAGGAGAGGGAUACAACUCUCCAAGAUCUCAAGAUGGCUCUGGCGGAGAAAGAGAGCCAGUGCCAUUCUCUUUCUAACCUGCAGAAAGAGCUGGAACAUGUUAAAUCCAAAUGUGAGAGUAUGUCUCUUGAGAUGGCAAGAAAAGAAGAGGUAGAGAUUGACUUGGAGAAAGCUCAGGCAGAAGUAACAGAGAAAACAGAAGAAGUUGAGAAAUAUCUGGAAACAAUUAGAGUUGCUGAGCUGCAGAGCCAACGGGAGAAGCAAGCUUUAUUGAAUGAAAAUACAUCUCUGGAGACCCGUCUGAGCAUCGCUGAGUCUGCACUGGAGGAACGCAUGCACGCAAAUGAAGGAAAAUAUCUACUUUUGAUGGAGGAGAACAAGGCUCUUUUGGAGAACAGUAAUACGUUGAAGGUGGAACUCGAGACAACAGUUGAUUUAGUUUCACAGAAAUCCUCAGACGUUUCAAACGUACAAAAGACUUUAGCAGAAACACAGCAGCAGCUCAGUGACGUAAGAGGCAAUUUGACUGAGGAGCUUGAAAAAGCACAACUUCAUUGCACUGAAAAACAAUCACAUUUGGAUUUGUUGAAGCAAGAAAUAGAAAAUGCUUACAGAUUAAUAGAUGAGCUCCGAAAUGAGGUAACCACCCUGGAUAAGCAACUAAAGGAGAAAGUGAAUGAGCAGGUACAUCAGAACAAGCCUGACAUGUAUGCCGAUGUUAACGAAGAAGUCGUAAGCUUGUCUUGCAAAAGUGCUGAAAACUUUGAAGUGAAACUAAAGGAGAGAGAUGAUGCCUUGCUUGUUUCUCAGGCUCAAGUUUCGGAAAAGGAAGAACUAAUUGCUGCACUUGAACUGCAAUUACAACAACAAAUGAAAAUAAAUGAAACCACCAUUGAAAAGAUGAGAACAGAGUCUGAUGAGUUUCAGAAAUCUCGAGACAAUGGCGGCAAAAUGAAUAAUCAGGACAACCAAAGCAAAGUUGCUCUCCUAACCAGGAAACUUCAAGCAGCUUUACUUUCCAGAAAAGAACUCUUGAAGGAAACUGCGAUGCUAAAGGAGGAAGUAGAAAAGCUGUCAGAAAAACAUGUAGCUAACGAAGCCGACUACUUCACUCUGGAGGCAUCAGUGCUGAAGUUAAAGCAACAAAAUACGGACUUGGAAAGCUCUGUGUCAUCCCUAAACAAGGAGAGAGACGGGCUGAGGACUCACGCUGACGGCAUCUUAAAUGAUAAUCGCAGUUUAUCCGCAGCCUGUGAAAGCUUGAAGCUAACCAUAGAAAACACCACACAGCAGAAACAGGCUUUCUCCUGCCAGCUGGAAUCUCUUAAAGACUCUCAAACAGACGAGCUUACCAAGUGGAAGUCAAAACACGCCGAGCUGAAACAAGAGUACGAAUCUCUUUUACAAGCUUAUGAAAAUGUGAGCAGUGAAAUGGACAAGAUGAGACAGCUUUUGGAAGGGGCUAAAAGAGAUAGGCAGGAAGCCCUCAGGAAAAUCCACAAACAUGAAUCUGAGAUGGAGAUUCUGGAAAAGCAAGCGAGAGAGAUGGAGGAAGAAAAUGGAAGAAUUACAGAGAAGAUGCACGUAUUUUCCAAACAGAAACGGCAGAAGAUUGAGGAGCUGGAGGAUGAGAAUCAGAAAAUGAGAAAAGAGCUGACUGAGCUUGAAGAAAACCACAAAAUGGCGACGUGCGAGAUGACUGUAAAAGAUCAGCAAUUAGAGACCGAGAUUUGCCGACUUAAAGAGAAUCUCACUGAGUUUGAGGUUGAAAAUAACCAAUUGUCAGAAAAGCUUGAAGAAGCCAGCUGUUCAUUGGAAGUGAAGCACUCCAAAUCAAAUGACUACUCAAACAACAUGCAACUAAAACUUGAUGAAGCUCUGAGUUUGAAUAACUCACUGACAGCUCAGAUUGAAUCCCAGAAAACAGAACUCGGUGCUCAGUUGGAAAUGUACAACUUGUUACUGAAAGAGAAGCAACACCUUUCUGGAAGAAUUGAGUCGAUACAGAAUGAUCAGGAAGCUCAACUGGGACAGAAAGAUGAUGACAUUAAAGAGCUCAAAGACAUAAUCAACAGACACAAUCGAGAAACUAUCAACCUGAAUGAGAAGGUGAGAAUCCUAGAGGAUGAUAAGUCACUUCUGCAGGAGGAGCUUGAAAAUGUUCAAGAGAUUUCAGACAAAGUUAAAAAUGAAAAUGAAUAUUUGGAAACUGUGAUCCUCAAGAACACUGAGAGGAUUGACGAUCUGACCGAGUCGGUCUCUGUGUUGCAAACCCAGAACAAGCAGCUGUCCUCUCAGCUAGCCGUCAGCAAAGACAUGAGCAGUCAAGUUCGCCAAGAGAAAGAACAGGAGCAGCUGAAGUUAGUCCGGGAGUUUGAGGAGAAGCUGAAGACGGUUCAGCGAGGCAGUGAAGGCACUAAAAAUGUGAAGAAAGAACUGCAAGAGCUUCUCAAAGAAAAGCAUCAGGAGAUCAAUCAGCUUCAGCAUAACUGCAUCAAAUACCAGGAACUGAUUUUAGAUCUAGAGAGGGCUCUGAAGACAUCUCGGUCAGCCCGUGAACAGUCUGAGAAAGAAAUGAAGAAAAGCUCGGAGAAAAUGGCGGUAUUAGAGGAGAGAAGUAAACAAGUUGAAGCUGAGCUGAUAACACAUAAGAAUCUCCUCCAGGAGGCCACAGCAACGAUGUUGAGUGUCGAGUCUGAAAGAGAUCAGCUGGCUCUGGACAUGUCAGAGGAAAGUAAAAAGUUUGAGGAUCAGCUCAUAGAGAAAAGACAACAACAUAUAGAUGAGAUGCAAUACAAUUCCUACAUGGAGAAUCAAGUCAUGUUACAGCAACAGAUUGAUGAUCUUAAGGAGUUAAAGGAGAAAGAAAGUCAGAAGGUGAAUGAACUGAGGCAGCAGCUCGACUCUCAACAUCUGCAGAUAAUCACUUUCAAAAGAUCAGCGGAGACGGAUGAGGCGAAGCUCUCGGCUUUAUCUGCCACUCCUCAGGGAGCAGAUGCUUCCAAACUGUGGAACGAUUUGUACCAAAAGACGUUACACGAGAAAGAUAACCAGCUCCUAGAACAGGGUUUCGUGAUCAAACGAUUCCUGGAUGACAUGAGAGUGAAAGAUAAAGAGAUGAAUGAGGUCCGAGUGACCAAGUCCAGACUGGAGAGGACUCUCAAUGAAUACUCUAUGGCCGCCGCCGCUCAGCAGAGACAGCUCUUCAUCAUGAGCGCGAGCAACGCUGAAUUUAGUGAGACUGCAGAGCUCAUGGAUGUGCAGGUUAGGGAACUGGGUGCGCACGCUGAUAGAUUAGAAAAAGAUAAAAGCGUUCUAAACCGAGAACUGGCUGACAAAGAAGGUAUCAUUUCUCUGAUGCAGCUAAAUCUACAACAAUUAGAGAAGUUAAACGAAGACUCGGAUGCUCAGCUGCUCCUUUUACAGUCUGAAAAUGACAAAGUCCAAGCUGACUUUGAGAAGCAAGAGGGACUUUCACUGCAACUCAAAACACUCCUGCAUAGCAAAGACUCUGAGAUCUCCUCCUUACUGUCGUGUAAAGACGGACAGAUGUCAGGAUAUCUAGAACAACUCCAGACCAAUUAUCGUACCCAGGUCGCGCUUUAUGAGGACCGGUUAACCUCUUCACGCUACCAGAGAGAAAAGGCUGACCAAGUGUUGAGAGGUCUUGAAGCAAAGGUGAAAAGUCUGCAAAUCCAAGUUACCAAGUCUAGCCAGGAAAAAGAGCAGAUGGCUGCUAAGAUGGAGUCCUUUAAAAACUCGAUGGCGUCUUUACAGAGUGAACGGGAGCGAUUGAUGUCAGAAUACAGAAUACUUGAAGCAAAGAGUCAGUUAAGUUUCAUGGGUAAAGACGGCUCUGCCGACGGGGAAGGUGGCGCCACCAAAGGCCUUAAACAUGAAAUAAGGAAGCUGUUGCACCAAAUGGAUGAUCUCAACUCUGAGAACGCUAUGCUCAGGGCACAACUGGUGCGCUACAGAGAGGAUUUGAACCAGGUUUUAUUCCUGAAGGACAACCAGCUGAAGAUCCUGCUAAAGAAGCAACAGGAUGUGAUCAAAGACCUCGAAAGCCAAAAGGCGGCAGCAGAAAAACAGCAACGAACGUCUCAGUUGGAACUUCAAAAGGAAGAAGAAGCAAGCAAUACUUUUAAAGCAGAGACCUUGAAGCUAACAGCUCAUGUCUCAAAUCUUGAAGCUGAUGUUGUUACUCUUAAAAAGGAAAAAGUCUCGACGAAUAAAGGCAAAGUGAUUAGUGAUUUGCAGGAAGCAGUGGCAGCCAAAGCAGCUGAAUGUAAUGACCUCCAGCAGAGAAUUCUCUCUCAGAAACUCCUCAAUGACGAGCUCAAGGAGAAAAUGCAGCUGUUGGAAAAAGAAACGGAGAAAAGCCUUGGUGAAGCUGAGGACAAAUACAACAGUGAGCUGGACGCCUUCGAGCGCGAGGUGGUGCUGAUGAGAAACGAGCGAGAGACGGCCGAUGGACGAGUCGCCGAUCUCGCGAAAGAUCUCUUGGAAAUGGAGCAGCAGCUAUCGGAGGCUAAAACACAAAGCAAAAACACCAAGGCUCAGAAUGAGUCCAUGGUUAAAGCCAUGGUCGCUCUGCAGGACGACCGAGACCAGCUCAUCGAAGACUUCAAGGUCCUGAGGAACAGAUACGAUGAAGAACUCAGAGAGACUCAGGCAGCUUUGAACAACAUGGAGCGCAGUCUGCAGGACGCCACCUCCGACCUGGCCAUGGUCGCCAAAGAAAGGGACAUCCUAGUACAGAAAUUAAAAGCUUUGGAGAACAAAGACGCGCACGCAGAGCUCAGCAAGUUGUUGGAUGAUCUGUCGAAGGAGUUGUCCGAGAAGGAAAGGGACUUUAAGCAAGUGGUGCAGGAGAAUAGCACCUUCAGCAGGCAGCUGUCGGCGUUCUCCAGAUCUAUGGCCAGCCUGCAGAACGAUCGCGAGCGGCUGAUGGAUGAUUUGACCAGCGCCAGAAAAGAGGUGGAGUCGAGGCAAGGGUCAAGCCCAGAGAGCGUGGAUCGAUCUAAAGGAAGUGUCCUGCAGAAUGAGAGGGAAGCGCCGCAGGCGAUGCAGAAGAUGGAGAAACUCCAGCAAACUUACGGACAAUCGCCUGAAAAGGAAAUCAUCAGCUACCAGGAGGAAACAGCACAUCUGAGAUCCGACACAGAGCGGAGGGACACACUGCCAGUCAAAGAGAGCGUGCUCCUGGCCGGUGGGAGUGGGUGGGAGGAAGUUGUUCGUCAGCUGGAGGCCGAGAGGGUCCGGCUGCACGGAGAUCUGCAGCGCUGCAUGUACGAGAUCCAGCAGAGAGACCUGUACCUGCAGCAGCUCAACAUCAAGUUGCAGCAGGCGAUGGAGGAGAAAGGUGGGGUCUCGGCUCAGUUAAGAGCCGUUUCCCAAACCCUGAGGGACACCCAGACGCGCUGCCACUGGCUGGAGAGCCAGGUCCAGAACCAGGCUCAGGGGGCAGUGUUUGCUGAGGUUGCACCUGGAGCCCCCCAGGAGAGGAGCAACACCUCCAUGAUGUCUGACACUGCUGAAAACACUCAGCUCCAAGAAAGGCUGCUGGAGCUGGAGCAGAGUUUAACAGACGAGAGAUCGAGAAGAGAGACGGCAGAAGAGGCUCUACGACUCGCUGAGGACCGAGCCAAGAGUGUGAGCUCCAGUCCGAGGGAUUUCAACAUCGAGAUGGAAACAGAGGAGGAGUGGGAAGCUCUGAGUCUGAACCCGAACCAGCCCCUCAUAACAAGAAAGGUGAAAGGAGGCGUGGUGGCGUGUCGCCGCUGGAUCAGGGGGCGGAGCCUCUACUUUUCGCGCCUGCUGACGAGCCGCGCCCGCUCUCGACAUCUCUUCCUCUUCUACCUGCUCUCCGUCCACCUGCUGCUCCUCAUGUGCCUCACCGGCGCCCUGUAAUAGCUCACAGAAACAUCAAAGUAAAAGUCCGAUUUUAGCUCAUACUACAUUUGUAUAUCCUCUGUGUGUGAUAACGCAUGGUGAAACACUACGAGAGCCGCACCUACAUUAGUGGAGAGGAUGUAAAGUUACGUUUUGCAAGGUUUUAUGUGAAAUCCUCCACAAAAUGUAAUGUAUUUUGUAUUUAUCAGAUGUUUUUUUGGUACAAUUUAACAGUGAGUUUCCUUUAAAUUAACACAGAGGUUUUUCUUUACAUAUUAUUAAGUAUUUUAAGCCUUAAAAGUAUGAUAAUAUCCUCUUUCCCUUGCUGUAUUAUUUAGGUGCUGUCUUCAGUUUGUUUUAAAAUCCAAGGAAGCAAGACGAGGAAAUAAAGUUUAAUUUUUGAC